UUGGAAAAACUUGCAUUAGACCAGCGAAUGAAAUCGCAAAAUCUUGUGCAUACACCGGAUGGCAGCAAGUUGUUGGCUUUCUCUCGGGAUCAGCGCUCAUGUAUUGUGUACACUUACAAGGGAAUCGGUUCGAACCGCGUUGGAGACUUGCUAAAUGAGGCCGAUGUAGGCGAUGCGCAGAACUAUAAAGGCGUAGAUGACAAUCUCCUAAAGUCCAAGAUAUUUGAACGGCUCUUUGAGACUAAAUAUGUGCUGCGUCUAUGCCAAGGUGACUCGGCACGUUAUUAUCUGCAUCGGGAGUUCAGUGUUUUCCUGGAGGAUGGACGCUAUGUGCUGUUAGCAGGAAUGGUCGCCCGCGGCUCUGGCCUGAAACAACAGGAUUUUUGUGGUUAUGUUUAUAGCCUUCCGGCAAUUCUUUGGUCACUUGCAGAUCAACCGGGAUGUUAA
Messenger RNA from Drosophila innubila, 447 nucleotides. RefSeq lists its product as uncharacterized. Lineage: Eukaryota; Metazoa; Arthropoda; Insecta; Diptera; Drosophilidae. Bases 28 to 447 code for a protein of 139 amino acids. The record is from RefSeq and is a predicted model, not a curated record. Gene Ontology annotation, biological process: positive regulation of proteasomal ubiquitin-dependent protein catabolic process; protein ubiquitination. Gene Ontology annotation, molecular function: ubiquitin protein ligase binding; ubiquitin-like ligase-substrate adaptor activity. The transcript has 2 exons. Gene Ontology annotation, cellular component: nucleus; cullin-RING ubiquitin ligase complex.